Molecule: messenger RNA, 1829 nt
Organism: Acanthopagrus latus (yellowfin seabream)
Lineage: Eukaryota; Metazoa; Chordata; Actinopteri; Spariformes; Sparidae
Gene: sirt3
Product: sirtuin 3
Exons: 9
Coding region: 209-1273 (354 amino acids)
Molecular function (GO): NAD+ binding; histone deacetylase activity, NAD-dependent
Source: RefSeq, a predicted model, not a curated record
ACACGAUGUAUGUGUUAAACCCAGUGGCCUAUUUUUCAUUAAUACAUUAAUUAAAUUAAUCUCAUUAUGGAACCAGGCUUUGUAGCUAACAACAGGGCUAUUUCUGUGUAGCUAAAGUCGGGCUACAUCGUACAUUACGGUACCGCGAUCCUCGUCAUAAGGAGGUCAAAGGACGACAACAACAGACCUGAGCAGUCACAGCGGUGAAAUGGCUCCUUCAGUGGGCUCCUCAGUCAUGUCACCUGUCAGACUGGGUUGUAUGUACCGCAGAGUGUGUUGGACAGCCAGCAGGACGCUCUCUGUGAACGGCUUGGGUCAAAGGAGUGUGAGUCCAGCUCCAGGUGCCGCAGCUCUGUGCAGACAAACACACUCUCCCCGGUGGAUCGGGACUCGAGGGCUUUUCUCCCGUGGCGGUGGCGGUGCAGACGAGGAGCAGCUGACUCUGGAGGACGUCGCCAAGAACAUCAGAGAGCGGCAGUUUAAGAGGGUGGUGGUGAUGGCUGGAGCCGGGAUCAGCACGCCGAGUGGCAUCCCAGAUUUCAGGUCUCCAGGCAGCGGUCUCUAUGACAACCUGCAGCAGUACGACCUGCCGUACGCCGAGGCCAUAUUCGAGAUCGACUUUUUCCAUCACAACCCUAAUCCGUUCUUCGCCCUGGCCAAAGAGCUGUACCCGGGGAACUAUCAGCCCAACCUGACUCAUUAUUUUGUGCGACUGCUCCACGAGAAGAAGCAGCUGCUCAGGAUGUACACGCAGAACAUCGACGGGCUGGAAAGACUGGCAGGAAUUCCUCCUGAGAUGUUGGUGGAGGCUCAUGGUACAUUUGCCACGGCCACCUGCACCGUCUGCCGGAGGAAAUACAAGGGAGAGGAGCUGCGACCCGAUGUGAUGAGCGGGACGGUCCCGAAGUGUCCCACCUGUACGGGUGUCGUCAAGCCCGACAUCGUGUUUUUCGGGGAGGAGCUUCCUCGUCACUUCUUCAAGUACCUGACAGACUUCCCACUGGCCGACCUGCUGAUCGUCAUGGGAACCUCGCUGGAGGUGGAGCCCUUCGCCAGCCUGGCAGGAGCAGUUCGCAGCUCCGUCCCUCGUCUGCUUGUCAACAGGGACCUGGUGGGGCCGUUCGCCUGGCGCCGCCGGCCUCAGGACGUCGUGCAGCUGGGGGACGUGGUCGGCGGCGUGCAGUCCCUGGUCGACGCUCUCGGCUGGACUCAGGAGCUGGACGCUCUGAUGGCGGCCGGUGCUGAGAAAGCUGCCACAAAGACAGAAGAGUGAACAUUUCACUGCAUCACGCUGGAAGAUUGACUUUGUUCACUGCACCCAGUAAUGAAAACACCAACAAUGUGCUGGUGUGCUGAUGUUUGGAUUACUGGUCAUGCCAAUGGAAACUCGCACACUGCCAGAAAAGGGAACUGCUCCACUGGAAAUGCAAUAAAACUGAACUUUUUGUCAGUAAAAUAUCCCUAACUUGCAGGUAAGUGAUGAAGUGUGGACAAAUCAAACGACAAAAGGUUUUGGUGGUAAAAAUAGUUGAACUGUAGAUGCUCUUGUGCUGCUUGUCGUCCAUGUUGAGCCAAAAAGAAAUACUUUGAAUAUUAUAUUUUAUUUAUGAGCCUCUAACUUAAUCAAAUGUGUCAAAUCUGUAUGAAAGAAAUGCAACAACGACCUUCAUGAUGGCCUUUGUUUUCAUGAAGAAUCAGAAUUGAAUCCCAUUGAAGAAUCACUGGUUUUAGUGGAAUUGAAUGUCUUUGUUAUUAUGAUGUGUAAUACAAGCUGAAGUCUGGUGCUGAAUGUCAGGAGUGCUGCAAUAAAACUCUUGGUAAAUAUUGUA